Messenger RNA from Condylostylus longicornis, 1515 nucleotides. RefSeq lists its product as uncharacterized. The coding region runs from base 214 to 1389 and encodes 391 amino acids. The record is from RefSeq and is a predicted model, not a curated record. The transcript has 2 exons. NCBI's taxonomy places the organism in Eukaryota, Metazoa, Arthropoda, Insecta, Diptera, Dolichopodidae.
GUUUGGGUAAUGUGUGCACUAGAAUCUUUUUAUUUUACUAUUUAUUUCGGAGAAAUACUAUUUAUUUCUUUAGCUUUUGCGCUUUUAAAUUCAAGUAAAUUUCAUUUUUAAUCAAAAGGCUGGCACUUUUUCAAGUCUUAAUGAUUUUCCACGGGAGCGUUCAUCCGAAUUCUGCAUGGAGCUGAUAUACUUAACUUAUUCAACUUAUUUAUUAUGAAACAAAUACUUUUCCUCUAUAUAAUCACUGCUUUGAAAUACCCAAUUUAUGAUUACAAAUGGCAACUGUCUCGAAUAAAUGAAUAUUAUAAAAAGGAUAACAUUCUUUUAGAGAAAUUUUCAUUGCAGAUACCAUCAAAAUGUGAACAUUUUGCAAAUCAAAUCACAUUUAGUGAAGAUUUUAAACAUUCUAUCAAUUCAUUUUUUGGUGUAAAAGAUAUUUACUAUGGCAACUUUAAGGAUUCUAUAAACAGAAUAAUUCCAGUUGUAAUCAAAUAUUUUGGAAAUGAUAAUAUUAACAAAAUAAUUUUGGAGAAUAACGAAUCUUUUCAUAUCAAUCACAAUCAAUCAAAUGAAGUGGAAAUUAUUGAAAAUUUAAAAAAAAUGUUUUUAAAACAAUCUCAUUUGGAAGGAACUAAAUUUUGUUCUGAAUCUAAAGGAAUCGAUAGAUUUAUAGAUCUAUGGAAUCACAAUAAAUCAAAAUUACUCAAAAUAAUAUAUUUAAAUAAUAAUAUACAAUUAUUAUUACUACCAAUAUUACAAUUAGCAAAUGAAAAAGAAAUUUCAUCUUCUAAUAAUCAAAGAAAAUAUCAAAUACCAAAAGUUUAUGAAAUUUGUGGUAAUACAAUGUAUCAAUCAUACGAUGGUCAAUUAUUAUUAAAUUAUUUUAAUUCAUCAUUUGAAUUAAAAUUAAAAAUAACCAAACAAUUAAUUAUUGGAAUGGAACAGUUUACUGAAGGUAUCAGUGGAUUUCGUAUAUAUUUAACAGAUUUUAAUGCUGAUAAUGUAGUUUUCAAUGAAGAAACAGAAGAAAUUUCAUUUAUUGAUUUGGAUAAUGUAAUUAUUGUUGAUUCAACGAAAAUACUUGAAGUAAAAUCACAUACUCACGAAUUUAUUGAAUGUUUGGGCUGCUUUGCUUAUAUUCCGGAAGAAAUAUGUUCAGCAUAUAUAAGUGAUUUGAAUUAUUUUGCAAUUUGUCAAUUCUUAAGAGAGGAUUUAUAUAAAAAUGUUAAAAAUGGUUUUUUAUAUCCAAUUCCAAAGAAAUACCAUAGGAAACUUAUGUAUUUACUAGACACCUGUUUCAAUUAUUCAUCUAUGUUAAAGCAAAAAUAUGCUAGCCGGUAUGCAAUUAUGAAAGAAUUAUUAAAUGAAAUUGAUAAUAUAAUAAUGUGAUAUACUUACAUAUAUAUAAAUAUUUGAUAUAUAACGUAAAUAAAUGUAAUCUCAAAACAAAAACAAAUAUGAUAUAAAUUUCAAAAGUACAUAUAUUGAAUCAAUUUAAAAGAUAACUUUUAGCAA